This is a messenger RNA of Paramecium sonneborni, 570 nucleotides long. The record is from the annotation of a GenBank genome assembly. NCBI's taxonomy places the organism in Eukaryota, Ciliophora, Oligohymenophorea, Peniculida, Parameciidae.
AUGUUAAAAGGAGAAUUUAUAAAUAGUUGUAAUUCAGUAAAUGAUGUAAUAUAAAGGUGGAAAAUUAUUAAAUAAGAACCUUAAAUAACUUUAUGGAUUGAUUAUAAGAACUUACGAUUAUAGCUUUAAGUUCAACUACUUUAAAAUAUUGAUGAUGAUUAAAUGAAUUUUGAUUUUUAACAUAGAAACUAAGUUAUUAUUUAAUUCAUAUCUCAAUUCUAUAACUAAUGGCAAGUUAAAUUAGGAACACUAUUAAGCUUAAAUGAAUGUAGAGCAAUAGCAAAUAAUGGAAUACCUGUAAAGGGGGAUUCUCAUCUUUUACUAAUAGGUGAAUCUGAUACAGGUAAAUCUAGCAUUAUUAGAAAUGCAAAUAUAAUUAGUGAAAAAGGUCUAGGAACUACUUAAGCGGGUCUAACAUAAUCCUUUAUUAAGGAAGGAUCAGAUUGGAUCAUUGAAGCUGGUUAAUAUUGUAUAGGUGAAUUUAAUCUACUUAAUUAAUAAUCAUAAUAAGCUUUAGAAUUAUAAACUAUUAGUAGUAAUAAAGCAGGAAGCUCCAUGUAAUUCUAUUGA